Triticum aestivum (bread wheat) is the source of this 2269-nucleotide messenger RNA. Its product is annotated as F-box/FBD/LRR-repeat protein At1g51370. The record is from RefSeq and is a predicted model, not a curated record. The transcript is spliced from 4 exons. Gene Ontology annotation, molecular function: protein binding. NCBI's taxonomy places the organism in Eukaryota, Viridiplantae, Streptophyta, Magnoliopsida, Poales, Poaceae. The coding region runs from base 521 to 1981 and encodes 486 amino acids.
UCUCUUUCUCUCGUCUACUUUUCCAUCCAUCGGAGAAGGCAGGCGGACGGGUUCCAUGGGAGGAACUGGAACUCCAACAAGUUAACUCCCCUUCCAUGUGUAGCAGCAGGCACCUCGCCGGUUUUUUCAGGAUCGGCCGAUGGUUCUGCGAUUGGGUCCUCCGUUAGCAGGGAAGGGGAAUUUUUCUCUCUCUAUUAGUUUCGCUGGUUAUACGGAGUUUUAUAUUAUUAGGUUUAUAUUAUAAUAAUUAUAUGUGCAAAUGAUAGAUUUUUGAACCUCCUAACUGCAAAACAAUUCGGUUUUGGUCCGGUUUAUGGUCUUAUUUCGGAAUAGCUGCCAAGCUCUUCUAGUUCGAGUCGGAUUAGGGCCCCCUCCGUUUCCGAUUAGGAGCUUACCGGAGCAGCAACUGCAUAUAAAUAAGACAGAGCAAUCUCGACAGACAAAUAAUACAAACGCGCAUCGGUUUUCUCCCAAGAAUCACCAGUGAGAUUCGAAGUGCAGAAGACCCAUUGGGUUCGUCAUGGAGCUACAUAAUAAUGAUUCGCCUUGCCAACAAUCAGAGGAGGAAGACAGACUCAGUGCACUGACUGAUGAUAUUUUGCUGUAUAUCUUGAUGAGAUCUGGCCUAAUUACAGCUGCAAGGACAAGUGUACUCUCUACACGUUGGAGAAAUCUGCCUUGGUUGCUGCCUGAGCUCAACAUUGAUGUCAAGGAUUUCCUAUCUAUUCCACACCCAGAUCCAAUUGAGGCAAAUGACAUGCAUGACGCGAUGGUGUCCCUUACCAAUGCAGCCAGGAGCUUCUUUGGUAAACCUCGAAGAGAGUCUACCGUCGCAAACCUGCGGCUUAAGCUCUGCUCGAUCAGUGCGUUCUCAAGCGACAUUGGCCCACUAGUGUGCGAUGCUAUCGACAGUGGCUUGCUGAAAGAUUUGGAUCUUACGAUCUUCAAUGAGACGGAACCGCGCGACUGUAAUGAUCCUCAUAUGCUACGGCUUGCUGACGACACGGAUCGUUUCUUCAAUGCCUACCCUAGUGUGUUCCAUUGCCUCACAAGGCUUUCUCUCCACAAUGUGUGCUUUUACAAGUUGGACAUGCACCAUCUCCUGUUUGACCGUUGCACACAAUUGAUGUAUCUAAGACUCUUUCAUUGUGACGCUGGGCGUGGCUUUCUGUCGAAGAUAGAUGCACCAAACUCAAAACUCCGUGUUCUGGACCUCGACACGUGUUGCUUUGGGAGGCUUGAGCUGGUCUGCCUUCCGAAACUGGAGAAGCUUCAUUGGGAUACUUGGGAAUCUGAAGAUGCACCAUUGUCUUUUGGUUCUGUUCCCUCUCUUGGAGAAUUACACCUUGCAAAUGGGCCCGAACUUGGUCAGAAUGUGAUCAAGUUAAGUGAACUUCUACGUGGCACCACGGGCAUACAUACUCUAACACUGGAUUUUAUGGGAGAAAAUCUUUGGAUGCAACCUGAAAUGAAGCAACUCAGCUCUGCAUUCAGCAAGCUAAGGAUGCUGUCCAUACUUGGUAUCUUUAUUGAAUUCGACCUUAUAUGGACGACAGCCCUUCUUGAGGCAGCCCCCUCUGUUGAAAUAUUACAAAUUCAGGUAUAUGACCAUUUAUGCGAUAUUGGUGGCCAGGUCAGACUGCGGCGCUUCCCUGAAAGAAGGAGCCCUCAGUGGGAGAUGGACUGCCGCGGCUCCAAGAACCUUCUACUAAGAGAGCUCCAAAUUAUUUGUUUUAAGCCGCUAAAGCAGCAGCUGGCAUUCACAAGGGCUAUGCUGGAGCGAGCACCCAAUUUGCAGAAAAUAAUUUUGAGAGAUGAGUCAUGUGAGGCAUGUGAUGACCUUGGGCAGCCGCCGCCUUGUUCUUCUGCAGAGCGUCUUUUCCCAGAGAGCAAGAAUGAGCAGGAAAGGGUGGUCAGGCGAAUUACAGAUGGUGUGAUGUUCUCAGGCCAAGUAAUUUUUGACGAUCGUAAGAAGCUGUAGAUAGAUACCUGCUUUCUGAUGGCUUGUUAUAUUCAGAGGCAAAUUGUUUUCCAUAUUUAAGAAGCUGACGAAAAAAAAUAUAUGAGUGCUCAUUGUAGUUGUAGAUGGCUUGUUAAUUCGUGUUGAACGAAUUAUUAAUAAAUGUAUGCACGAUGCAAGCCAAUCCUCUGCUAUUUUUAUCUCUCUUGAUAAUUUGUGCCCUGUAAGGUGUCUCCUUAGAGACAACAUCAUGCUGGACUUUCUUAUAACUCAAUGAUACUUCUAAUAAUAGGUUCUGGCAGCGCUUUA